Messenger RNA from Alternaria alternata, 1234 nucleotides. RefSeq lists its product as hypothetical. NCBI's taxonomy places the organism in Eukaryota, Fungi, Ascomycota, Dothideomycetes, Pleosporales, Pleosporaceae. The transcript is spliced from 3 exons. The record is from RefSeq and is a predicted model, not a curated record. Bases 242 to 1234 code for a protein of 330 amino acids. Gene Ontology annotation, molecular function: FAD binding; D-amino-acid oxidase activity.
CACAAAUCUUACUCCGAUGGCUGCAACGUAUAAAAGAGACGGGUUGCUGAUACUAUAUUAGCUUUAUAUCACACUUGAGCAUUCUAUACACAAUUCCGGUUUCAUUCUACCUCGAUACUGGACCAAGACCUUAUCGCGGACCCAAGAUUCAGCAACCAGCAUCGUUGAAACAUCAGAUCGCCAGUAAUCUUGGAUACUCUUUACCAAGUCGGAAUCUUUCCAGAAUUUCACCAAACCCAUCAUGACAUCUCAAACAGACGACCAGCACGUCCUUGUCAUGGGUGCAGGCGUCAUCGGCCUUACCACGUCCCUCGUCCUGUCUCACGCCUACCCCAACGCCAAGAUAACGGUGGUAGCAAAGCACUUCCCUGGAGACCGCUCCAUAGAAUACACGUCUCCCUGGGCUGGCGCAAAUUGGUCUUCCAUGGCCAACGACAACGGACCUCUAGAGAAAUACGACGAGGUGACCUUUCGCCGCUUUGGCGAGCUUGUUGAUGGGAAGGAAGUAUUUGGAUGCCAAACACUGAAGGCUGGUGAGACGAAAGGUAUAGAUGGAGUAAAUGGGGGAGGCAAUGAAGCAGGGUUGGGGAGAAUGGGUAUGUGGGGUGUGUUUGACGCGCCAAUCGAAGAGACAGGUCUUUUGACGAAAGAGACGGGAAAGGUGUGGUACGACCAGCUAGUCGGAGGUUUGAGGAACUUGGGGGAAAGUGAGCUUCCCAAGGGCGCAACGUUUGGUCUUGAUUACCCAAGCACGUUUAGGAUUAAUACGCAGGUAUAUUUACAGUGGCUCCAAGUUCAAGCCCUAAACAAAGGCAUCACACUCGUCCGUCGCCACUACCCAUCCGUCUCAGACGUCUUGGCCGACCACCCAUCAACUACUCUCCUGAUAAACUGCACCGGAAUUGGCUCUCUAAACCUCUCGGACAUCAAGGAUACAAACCUUUACCCAACACGUGGCCAAACUUUACUAGUCGCCGAGCCUAAGAAACCAAUCACUCGAAUGUAUGAAAUGGAAAGGCGGAUCGAUCCAACGACGACAUACGUGUUCCCUCGCCCACUGGGCGGUGGCGUUAUCCUAGGUGGCAGUCGACAGGAAAACGAUUGGAGUGCGGAGUGGGAUGAGGAACUUGGUCAAGACAUCAUGAAGCGAUGUUGUGAGUUGUGUCCCGAGUUAGGGAAGCCGGAGGAUCUGCAGAUCAUCGCGAAGAACGUGGGGUUGAGACGUGAGUUGUAG